AUGCUCCGACGCGCCCCAACCACGAUUACUCUGACUCAGGCCGACAUCGAGCAGUGGGAAGCUGGUCGACAACGCAGACUCCACGAGGCUCAACAGAAGCUCGAAUCUGAGGUGGCCGCAAACCAAACCGCUGCUGACGGAAAGUCUAAAGAGUCUAGACAGAAGUCUACAAAGGACCGCAUUAUGGGUGGAACUGGCCAGGGCCGCUGA
Messenger RNA from Alternaria burnsii, 210 nucleotides. Its product is annotated as nedd8-activating enzyme e1 catalytic subunit. The transcript has a single exon. The record is from RefSeq and is a predicted model, not a curated record. Gene Ontology annotation, cellular component: anaphase-promoting complex. Lineage: Eukaryota; Fungi; Ascomycota; Dothideomycetes; Pleosporales; Pleosporaceae. Gene Ontology annotation, biological process: anaphase-promoting complex-dependent catabolic process. The coding region runs from base 1 to 210 and encodes 69 amino acids.